GCCGCUCGCUGCGCGUUUCCGGUUCCGGCGCGCCUCGCUCUGGUCCCUGCGGCUGGCGGCCGAGCCUUGUGCCUCCGCCAUAUUGUCUGUGUGCGGCCGGCGGGCGGGCGGCGAGCGGCGGCCGCGCAGGUGGAAGAAUCCAAGGCCAUUAUCCUCCAGUGCAGACCAGGCAGCCUCUGAUUUGCCAUCCCAUCAUUCCCACCUGCCAACCUGUCUGAUAUGUCGGGACCCGUGCCGAGCAGGGCCAGAGUCUACACGGAUGUGAACACACACAGACCCCGGGAGUACUGGGACUAUGAGUCGCAUGUUGUUGAGUGGGGGAAUCAAGAUGACUACCAGCUAGUUCGGAAAUUAGGCCGAGGCAAAUACAGUGAAGUGUUUGAAGCCAUCAACAUCACAAACAAUGAAAAAGUAGUUGUUAAAAUUCUCAAGCCUGUUAAAAAGAAGAAAAUCAAGCGUGAAAUCAAGAUCUUAGAGAACUUGAGGGGCGGCCCCAACAUCAUCACCCUUGCAGAUAUAGUAAAAGAUCCUGUGUCUCGAACACCCGCUUUGGUUUUUGAACAUGUAAACAACACAGACUUUAAGCAAUUGUACCAGACAUUAACAGAUUAUGAUAUUCGAUUCUACAUGUAUGAGAUUUUGAAGGCUCUAGAUUACUGCCAUAGCAUGGGAAUCAUGCACAGAGAUGUCAAACCUCACAACGUCAUGAUUGAUCACGAGCACAGAAAGCUUAGACUAAUAGACUGGGGUUUGGCUGAGUUCUAUCACCCUGGACAAGAGUACAAUGUCAGAGUGGCUUCCAGAUAUUUCAAAGGACCUGAACUCCUUGUAGAUUAUCAGAUGUAUGAUUACAGUCUGGACAUGUGGAGCUUGGGUUGCAUGUUGGCUAGUAUGAUAUUCCGAAAGGAGCCCUUUUUCCAUGGCCAUGACAACUAUGAUCAGCUGGUGAGGAUAGCCAAGGUGCUGGGAACAGAAGAUCUGUAUGACUACAUUGACAAGUACAACAUUGAGCUGGAUCCACGUUUCAAUGACAUCCUGGGCAGACACUCCCGUAAGCGAUGGGAGCGCUUUGUUCACAGUGAGAACCAGCAUCUGGUGAGUCCAGAAGCUCUGGAUUUCUUAGACAAGCUGUUGCGAUACGAUCACCAGUCACGACUCACAGCGAGAGAAGCCAUGGAACACCCCUACUUCUAUCCCAUCGUGAAAGACCAGGCUCGGAUGGGCUCCUCCAACAUGCCGGGUGGCAGCACUCCCGUCAGCAGUGCGAGUAUGAUGUCAGGGAUUUCCUCAGUGCCAACACCUUCCCCGCUGGGACCUCUAGCAGGCUCGCCCGUCAUCUCUGCCACCACCACGCUGGGGAUGCCCGUGCCAGCUGCUGCCGGCGCUCAGCAGUAGUGAGGGGCUCCUGUGUCCUGCAGCCUGAGCUGGGUCAGGUGGGGAAGAGGUUUCCCCUCACCCCUGCUCAGGAGGCAGCUCGUGCCUGGCAGGGGAAGGGAGGGGAUGAACGCUUUGGAGGCACCGUGUCUGAACUGUUGCUUGUGGAUUUAUAGUAGUUCAGUCAUUAUAUACAAAAUUAUUA
This is a messenger RNA of Melopsittacus undulatus (budgerigar), 1579 nucleotides long. RefSeq names its product casein kinase 2 alpha 1 (gene CSNK2A1). The record is from RefSeq and is a predicted model, not a curated record. Gene Ontology annotation, molecular function: protein serine/threonine kinase activity; ATP binding. The coding region runs from base 220 to 1395 and encodes 391 amino acids. Gene Ontology annotation, cellular component: nucleus; cytosol; protein kinase CK2 complex. Lineage: Eukaryota; Metazoa; Chordata; Aves; Psittaciformes; Psittaculidae. The transcript has 13 exons. Gene Ontology annotation, biological process: regulation of cell cycle; peptidyl-serine phosphorylation; peptidyl-threonine phosphorylation.